CAACCGAGGACAAAGCAGUUUCUGAAAGCAUACGUUACAAAUGGAGGCUGCUGAUGCCGUUUCAGUCAGUAGAAAUUGGGUUAUGUUUCUGUGUUUAAAAGUUUCGUAAGCUUGUGUUUGUUUAUCUGAUUGGUGACAUGAAGUUAAGGUGAAUUUCAUCUUUCGUUCAAAUUAUUUUUUGUUGAUCACAAAUGAUGGCUGACUCGGCUGAAACUGAGCCUCAGUGGACAGUGAGUUGGGUGACAGAGGAUGAUGAUGAGGAGGAGGAAGAAGAGGCCGUUACUGGCGCCUCAGGAGUUGAAGGUGAAGUCAUCUUUGGUGUGGCAUCUGAUUGUGUUCAGCUACCUCAAGAUCAAGUAGUUGUGACAUCUGCGGGAUUGACUGCUUUAGCAGGACUUAAACCCUCCCCAGUUUUCUUGGAUGAUGCUCACCAUGAAGUUGUUGUUGGUGGAGAUGUAAGUCUCUUCAAUUUUCAGGUUAUUACUGGCGGAGAUAUUGUAAGUGGAGAACAAGUUAUUGAAGGUGACCACAUAGUAACAGAUGGCGAAGUUAUUUCGGGAGGUGACAUUAUGUCUGGAGAUGAUGUUAUUACUGAGGAUGUUAUCACUGAAAGUGAAAUUAUGACUGGAGAAGAAGUAAUUGCUGGAGGUGAGCUGGUUGAUGGAGAAACAGUAGUGGACUCAUCUGGAGGGCAAUACCAGUACCAAGACCCUGAGCUAUUUGGAGUUCAAGUUAUUGAAGAAGAAGUCAUAAGUGAAGCCUGGGAAACUGGCCAAGCUGGUCAUGAUGGUCAAGUCCUGGUCUCUACAGUUGCCCAAUCUGAAUGGGGUGAUGCUGGAACAGAAGAUGAUAUGCUUGUGCCUCUUCCUCAAGACCAGCAGACAGGUGCAAGCCAAGUCAGGCCAUAUCCGUGUGACUUUUGCUCUCGACGCUUCUCUAAAAAGGCAAAUCUCAUGAACCACAUGGUUGCUCAUCAAGUGGAGCGUCCUUAUGGAUGUAACUUGUGUGGCGCUCGCUAUCGCCGUAAAUGUGACUUGCAUAAUCACCUGAAGAUACAUGCAUAUGCUCCUGAAGCUACUGAACAACAAGAAGAGGAGGAAGAAGAUGACCCUCUGUCUUCCCCACGGAGACUAGAUGUUCGAAUGGAUGGCAGACAGAAGCAAGGGCCAGCACAGAAACGCAGACGAGCAUCAGAAAGCUUCAGUGAGCCUGUCGAAGCUAGAGUGAAAAAGAAGCCCGGUAGGAAACCUGGUAAACCCAAAGGUGCCACGGGUCCUGGCCGCAAGAAAUUGCUCCCAGCCGAGAGACAGCCUCGUUCGUCGUAUGUGGAUGAAGAUAUGCGCCUUAUGACAGAAUUAGCUUCUCGUGGUGGAGGUGAGACCUCAAACGGAUAUUAUGUAAAUGGGGCAGUUGAAGAUCAGAAACCUCCAGAGCCUUUGCCUCCCAACUGGCCGGUUAAAGACCCUAGUCGUCCCUAUGUUUGUCAACAUUGUGGAAUUGGAUUUGCUCGUGCCAAGGCUCUUGGAUCUCAUGCAAGAGUUCAUGCUGGCGAUAGCCCCUUUGAAUGUUCAUCAUGCGGGGAAAUGUUCUGGGAUGUCCAUCUCCUGCGGGAACACACGAGGUUAAAACAUCCAGGUGGUGGUGUCAAAGUUGAACGUGAAGAAGAAGAGGAAGAGGUAACUGACCGGCCAUAUACAGGAGAUGAGAGAUUUGGAAAUUUCCGUUGUCAAACAUGCGGCCUUGAAUUCCAUCGGCAGGAUCUACUUAAAAAGCAUGCCAGGUUGCACAUGAAGAUGGAGAUGGGCCCUCUUGAGCCUGAGGUAGAAAGUGGGUCUGGUCGUGUUUACUCAUGUGGUGUUUGCGGCCAAUCAUACAGUUCAAGGAGAGCACUUCUGGCACACACUGAGUCUCACUCUCGGUAUCAGCCACAUCGCUGCAUGUUAUGUGGCCAAGGUUUCCCUGAUGAUCAGUUAGUAGCUGCCCAUGUCCGAGAACGCCAUGCUGGUGCUAUACCUGCUAAUGCUUGCCAGUUGUGCGGAAAAACAUGCAAAGAUCGCCGAGCUUUGCAGAAACAUUCUUGGGUUCAUUCAUCUGAGCGAUCCUAUUCUUGUCCCAAAUGUGACAAGCGAUUUCACUCAAGAGCAAGACUUCGCAGGCAUAUGGUUUCUCAUCGUGAGCGAGUUCUCACCUGUGCUGAAUGUGGUGCAACCUUCCCUGACGGCCGUUCUCUAGUGAACCAUCGCUUAGCAGUGCAUAGCCAACGAGAUGCGGCAGGCCGGUUGUUCCAAUGUCGCGAUUGUGGCAAAACAUUUGGGUCCCGUAGCAGUCAGCAAAUUCAUAUCCGAAUCCACACAGGAGAGCGUCCAUAUGCCUGCCGAUUCUGCUGGAAGGCCUUUGCUGAUGGUGGAACACUCCGCAAACAUGAACGGAUACAUACUGGUGAAAAACCUUAUGCUUGCCCCAUUUGUCCCAGGGCUUUCAAUCAAAGAGUUGUACUCAGAGAGCACAUUCGUGCACACCACUCUGGACCUGACCCUAAGCACUGCGCUGGUGGUGGUGGAUAUGUGUGCAAAGUAUGUGGAAUGGCCCUCAUUACCUCAGAGGACCUUUGUCUGCACUUGGUGAAGCACUCCGAUGAAAAUACGGCUCGACACCGCAAACCAGCUUUAGCACCACGCAAGUACAAACGGCGCCGCAGGCUGAAGCCCCAUGAAAUGGAGUAUGGAAACGAAGAUUCGCCUGAUAAUGAAUCAGAUUCAGACGCUGGUGUUGUCAGGAAAGCUAGUAAGCCGCAACCAGACUACGAUACUGUUGCCAGAACCUUUGAUGCUGCCUUGGACACAAUCAACUCCAUGGUAGGGCGGACCAAAGUUAAAAAGAAGCGCAAAAUGAAACACACAGGACCAGCUUUGGACGAAAACGAAGCGGGUUCAAGCAUGGUUGAUACAGGACUCCUCAGCCCUCCAAGGCUGGAGGACAAUGGAAUGAGGCCACCGGGGGGCGCCAUUCGCAUCAGACCAAGAAUAAAGAAUGUUUCUGCUGCACAGCGUACACCAGCCAGGCCUCCCAAAGCGACCAAGCUGUCACCGCCCCCCGUGUCUCCUCCCCCCGUUCCACUGGAGGAUGACCUGCUCUUGUCUCCUCAACCACCAGCAGGCCCACCCUCCACUGAUGAUCCAUUGAAAAUCAGGAAAGGACCCAGAACCAAGAAUGUCAACUACCAUCAUGAAAAGAGGCCGCAGAAACCUCCACCAGCUAAAUUCCCGAAAGAGCCAAAGACACCUAAAGUUCGCGGACGAAAGCCCAUUCGAAAGCCUAAAUUUCUCACUCAAAACGGAAUGCAAGAGAAAAAAGCAUCUGCUAAAGCUGAACCCACUACUGUAUUUGUUGAAAGUGUAAAGGUUGAACCUGUUGCUCAGGUGAAGGAAGAGGUGAGGGAGGAGUUUAAAUGUGAAAUUUGUGGAGAAAUCUUUUACACCAGACCAGAGCUGCUGUUUCAUGUUUCAAUUCACAUUUAAUGCGUCAGUGAAAGAAAAGAUUAGAGAAAUAUUUUCAUCCCCUUGUAGUUGUAAAUUUUUCCUUUCUAUAAUACUUUAUUGCAUAGUUUUCAUUUCUUGUACAGAUAGGAUCUGUAAAUUACUAUUAAAAAGCAAAGAGAGUGGCUUUCUUAGUUUUACUUUGUCAAGUUUUAAUUUUGAAGUUCUAUUCACUUGUCUGACUUGUCUUCUUACAAGUAUCUUUGUAAGUGGCCAUGGAACUUCCGAGUGGUGUUGUGAAGUUGUUAGUACAGACAUUCCUUUCGUCACGUCACUUAUGGCUCUCCAAUAUUGUGAACCCUGUCCAUGCAUGUGUGUGUUGGUGUGUUUGUGUUUUCAUUUGCUUGUUUGUGUGUGAAUGAUUGUGUAUGAGAGAGAUUUUGUGUGUAUGUAGGAGUGAGUUAGUACAACUUUUAAGUGUUGCUGUACAUUUUGAAGAAAUGGAAACAAGGAAUUGCUGGUAUCAAUCAGUACAGUACCUGCAUCUCAUUACCUUGUAAUAUCUUCUAUCUUAUAUUUUAUUUAUAUUAGGCCAUGGUUGUUAAUCUUACUGUUGUGUAAAUACAAUUAUCAAGAUAGUGGAUGCUUUUAAGGUGAACAUAGCUUAGCUUUCACUGACCUUUAGUGCUGCUUUUGACAUGUACACUACACCUGCAUUAUGAAAGAAAAGCACUUUGACAGUAGUCUGUAGGUUGAAUUGGAACUUGAUCCAUCUAUAUCUUGUUGGAUCUCAUUGAUUUACUCACUUGUUCUUGUAGAGAUGUGUUUCAGAGAGAACCAACCACUUCUUUUGCACUAUGUCUGGUCACAUUUUGUGUUGCUUAUAAUUUAUUAGUUCAUGUGUGUAACAAGUGUGUAGUAAAGGUAAAAAAAAAAAAUAAUUAGGUAAGCAACGAUGUAAAUAUUACAGUUUACUUUCUGUAAGUACAAUUUCUAGCAUAGCUUUGUACAGAUCAUUAUUCUUUAUAUAUGAAAUUACUUUUCACCUUCAUUAGUUUCUAUUGCUCUUUCAUGCUAUAUAGACAGCAGAACCAGACUUUCAUAAGUUUACUCUGUGCCACAUUUUUAUCAAGCAGCAUAGAUUUGUAUAUGUUCAUGUCAAGUUGCACUUCUAUCAAGAUGAAAUUUUUUUUUCAUGGAUGUUACUGCGAAUUUGUAGUAUCUGUGGGUAGACACAUCGUUUGUACCCAUCAUCCAGAUUGCUGUCAUUAGCAUCCAUUUUGCACACAGUUUCAUCUGGGUGUGUUUUUGUUCACCUUCUUUAAAUCAUAAACUUGUAGAUGAAUGAAAAUUUAAUAUUAUUACUAUGGAUAGUCCAUGGCGUUUGAGUUGUUGUAAAAUUACAUAUUUAAAAGUUGUAUAAGAAGGUAGAAAACUUAGUAGCAGUGAGUUGUGUUUUUACAUCCUUUAUUCUAUCUCUAUCCUUGUUUGAAUUAUGGUCAGAAACUUUUAUAACUGUGGUCAAGUCAUAGACUUUGGUUGGCAAUUACUUAAUGCCUCGAAUUUAGUUCUGUUUGAAAGUGUAUUACACUGUGACCAGUGCUAAAUACUGUAAUGCCACAGUAUACCUUAAGCUUGAAAAUUGUCUUAUUAACAAUAAAAUUGCUAAUUCAAUUUUG
Thrips palmi is the source of this 5155-nucleotide messenger RNA. RefSeq names its product zinc finger protein 271. Lineage: Eukaryota; Metazoa; Arthropoda; Insecta; Thysanoptera; Thripidae. The transcript has 9 exons. The record is from RefSeq and is a predicted model, not a curated record. Bases 192 to 3518 code for a protein of 1108 amino acids.